Fonsecaea erecta is the source of this 969-nucleotide messenger RNA. RefSeq lists its product as hypothetical. The record is from RefSeq and is a predicted model, not a curated record. The transcript has 3 exons. The coding region runs from base 1 to 969 and encodes 322 amino acids. NCBI's taxonomy places the organism in Eukaryota, Fungi, Ascomycota, Eurotiomycetes, Chaetothyriales, Herpotrichiellaceae.
AUGUCGUCUGCAGCGUCUCCAGCUUGCAAAAAGCUUCUGAUCUUUGGGGCAACUGGACUUAUCGGGAGCCGCAUCACGAGUGAACUCGUCCGAAACAAGUCCAAAUUCGAGCGUAUCGCUGUAUUCACGUCACCAGGUACCUACGAAUCCAAGGCAGGCGUGAUACAAGACUUGCAAAAGCAAGGGGUAGAUAUCAUAGUAGGCGAUAUAAACAAAUUAGACGAUGUGGUCAGGGCGUACCAAGGCAUCGACACUGUGAUCUCUUGCGUCGGCAGAAAUGUGAUUGAACAUCAGAUCGAGCUGGUUCGCCUCGCCAACGACAGUCCUUCGGUUCACAGGUUCUUUCCGUCCGAAUAUGGAACUGAUAUCGAGCACAACCCAACUUCGGCUCACGAAAAACCACACCAAAAGAAGUUGCUGGUGAGAGCAGCGUUGCGGGCUUGUGACCGUCUGGACCAUACCUAUGUGGUUGUUGGCCCAUACGCGGAUGGAGAACCCGGUCUCUAUUUUGGCAAAAACCCGGUUGUCAAGGAAGCCGGAACAUUCGACGUCAAGAACAAAGAAGCCGUGUUGCUCGGUGAUGGGAAUCAAAAGAUCAGCUUCACCACAAUGAAAGACGUCGGCAAACUUGUGACUCUUGCUGCCCUCCAUCCUGACGCAAGUCGAAACAAAGCACUUCGAGUCAACUCCUUCACAGCGACCGACUCGGAGAUCCUCAAAGAAUUUGAGAAGCAAACAGGAGGACAGCCCUGGAAGGUGUUCUACACGAGCCUUGACACUUUGAAGAAACUUGAGAAGGAAGCUUGGGAUGCCGAGAAGCCCUAUGCCACCAUCUUCACCCUGAAGCGGAUCUGGGCCGAAGGUGGCACGUUGUACGAUAAGCGAGACAAUUAUUUGAUCGAGGCGGAGGGCGUGAUGGAGACGUUGGCAGACGCUGUCGCGGAAGCCAUCAAAGUCCAAACGAGUUAA